CCGCCCACCGCGGUGACGUUGCAAGAGGCGGGAAGCGGCGCCCCGCCUGCCUCCUUCCGCUCGUCCCGCGCCUGCGCACGGCCGCCAUCUUGUGGUGAGGCGCACCCUGAGGCGUCCGCAGCACUGCAGAAUGGAGAACUAUAAGAAGACCAAAAUUGUGGAGAAACCUUGUCUUCAUCCUUUCACCAAUUUGCCCCCUGACAUUAUUGAAAUGAAGGUGAAAGACGGGAGCAAAAUCAGGAAUCUGAUGGGCUAUGCCAUCAGCAAGAUGGAGCUGGACUCGGUGAGGCAGAUUCUUUUCACUGGCUCAGGCAAGGCCGUCAGCAAGACCAUCACGUGUGUGGAAAUCAUGAAAAGGAGGCUCAAAGAACUGCACCAGAUCACCAAAGUGCUCUUCAAACAGAUUGAAGAGAUCUGGGAACCCAUUGUGCCUGAGGCAGGUCUCGAUACCUUGACAGUGAAGAGAAACAUUCCCGCCAUAUGUGUCCUACUCAGCAAAGACGCCCUCAAUCCUCAGGAGCCGGGGUACCAGGCUCCGGGCUCUUUUGAUGCCUUCUGUAUCGAGACACUUGAAGCAGAGUCCCAGGGCCAGGUGAAGAGGAAGCAGGGUGGAGGCAGGAGAGCUGGCAGCACUGGGAAGCACCCUCCCUUCACUGGAGGAGCACCUCGAGAGCCCUGCGCCAAGUCUUGACACACCAGCACUGAGCUUGGGUGUAGUUUGGGGGGAGAGUUGGAAACAAACCAGCUGCUGCUGCUGGAAAGCUGCUGCUGAACACGGGGGCUUGCAGAGUGGUCAGGGGAGGGCAGGAGGAAUUCACUGUUUCAAUAGGGUAUGUCUGUAGGUGUCUGAAACUGUUCUGACAAGUUCCCUUGUCAAAGGGCUGCCAGGCUGUACACGUUAGCUGCAGUUCACGGAUCACAGGAGGUGUCUCUGCUUGAGCAAGGUUCAGGGAAGACGGGAGUUCUCUCUGCAUGAGCAAUGGCCAUCAGUCUCUCACAGGGGGUGGUCCAGUGGCCCAAACAGGAGCUGUGCACACCAAGCACUGUUUGUGCAGUCAGGAAGCUCUCACUGGUGUGGAGGAGAGAUGGCCCUGACGUGCAUUCCCAAACAGUGGAGCACGGGGCUUCUCCGCCUCAGAGUCCAUGUGCUGAGCUUGUGGGGCAGUUUGAAUGUCGGACUGCAGGAAUACAGCUCCAUCUGUGUGCACAUAGCUCCCUUUCUGUCCCCCUUUCUGCCAGAGUGGCAGGGGGUCGGGUCGUGUCGUAA
Messenger RNA from Neopsephotus bourkii (Bourke's parrot), 1267 nucleotides. RefSeq names its product ribonuclease P/MRP subunit p25 like (gene RPP25L). The coding region runs from base 131 to 691 and encodes 186 amino acids. Gene Ontology annotation, cellular component: ribonuclease MRP complex. Gene Ontology annotation, molecular function: RNA binding. The record is from RefSeq and is a predicted model, not a curated record. Lineage: Eukaryota; Metazoa; Chordata; Aves; Psittaciformes; Psittacidae. Gene Ontology annotation, biological process: tRNA 5'-leader removal. The transcript has 2 exons.